Leucoraja erinaceus (little skate) is the source of this 3900-nucleotide messenger RNA. RefSeq names its product solute carrier family 35 member A5 (gene slc35a5). The record is from RefSeq and is a predicted model, not a curated record. Gene Ontology annotation, molecular function: pyrimidine nucleotide-sugar transmembrane transporter activity. The transcript is spliced from 8 exons. Lineage: Eukaryota; Metazoa; Chordata; Chondrichthyes; Rajiformes; Rajidae. The coding region runs from base 390 to 1658 and encodes 422 amino acids. Gene Ontology annotation, biological process: pyrimidine nucleotide-sugar transmembrane transport. Gene Ontology annotation, cellular component: Golgi membrane.
GGCUCUGCGUGCGUGUGAUCCCAGCCGAGCGCUUAACGCGGGGUUGAGCAAAGAUCAUCGAGCGGAUCAAAGAUCUUUGAAGUUGAGGGUCAGGUCGAGUGGGCGCAUGCGCGCUGCCAACGCUGGCCGUGGUGUCGAAGGCGAGUGGUCGCCAUUGGAAGGGAGCGGCGGUCUGCCGAUGACGGGAGCCGUUCCGCUCAGCGUGACCCGUGUUUAACUUCCGUUAACAAGGGGCACUUAACUGUGGGAUGAUAGAGAGGGACCUUCUGUUUUUUUGAGCAAGAAAAUUAAGGAGUGAAGUUUGAUAUGUGGAAGAGUGGUAGCUAUCUGAAAUAUUAUAUAAUAUAAUAUUUUCUUACUUAUACAGUAACCAAAAGCUGCAGGUGGAAAUGGUAAUCAAAUGUCGUGCUUCCUUCUGCUCCCGCACAUUGGUGUAUACAGUGAUGCUGAGUGCAGUAUACGUCGUUCUCGGCUGCAGUCGGAUUCUCUUCAUGAAGUUUUCAUCUAACGACGAGAAUAGAUACAACUAUUUACCAGCCACCGUGAAUGUAUGCGCAGAGGCUGUGAAAUUGGUAUUUUGUGGCAUUCUAGCACUCAAGAUUCUAGUACAAGAGGGACAAUUGUGCAAGAGUUUAAAAUGUUCCUCUUGGCGCAGUGUUUUCCGAUUUAUGAAAUGGUCUGUUCCAGCCCUUCUCUACUUCGUGGAUAACUUGAUUGUUUUCUAUGUGUUGGUCUACCUCCAACCGGCAUUGGCAGUUUUGUUCUCCAAUUUUGUUAUUAUCACAACGGCUGUGUUGUUCAGGAUUGUUCUGAAGCGGCGCCUAUCCACAGUGCAAUGGGCAUCGCUUGUGAUUUUGUUCCUAUCCAUUGUGGCUCUUGUAUCGGGGACUGGACCAGCCCAGGACACUGUAUCCAGACACAUAUCGACUCACCACGUGCACUUCAAUGCAUCAAACAGCUGCAUUCCGUUUGUAACCCCUCAGGAUAAAAACACACACCAUCCGCUGCAGAUAAAUCCCGUAUCGGCAGCAUCAAAGUGGGAUACUACGUUCAAAAAGCUUAACCUUGGCAUUGGCCACCUCUUUAUAAUUAUACAGUGCUUUAUCUCUUCCAUGGCUAAUAUUUAUAAUGAAAAAAUGCUGAAAGAAGGAGAUCAACUGACCGAAAGUAUUUUCAUUCAGAACAGUAAACUGUAUAUUUUUGGAGUUAUAUUCAAUGGACUAAUAUUACUACUUCAACCUGAAUCUCGCACCCACAUCCAAAACUGUGGAUUUUUCUAUGGGCACAAUGUAUUUUCUGUGGCUUUAAUCUUUAUUACCGCUGCCUUUGGACUGUCUGUGGCUUUUAUCCUAAAGUUCAGAGACAAUAUGUUUCAUGUUCUCACUGCCCAAAUAAUAACCGUCAUUAUUACCACGGUAUCUGUCUUUCAAUUUGAUUUUAAACCUUCACUGACUUUUUUAUUAGAAAUUCCAGUGGUAUUCCUGGCGAUAUUUAUUUACAAUUCCGGCAGCAUAAAGGAUCCAAUGCAUAUCCUCCAGCAAGAGAGGCUAAAGGUUAUAAACGGUGAACUUCUAGAGCGUUCCAGUGGGGAUGGUGAAGAAUUGGAGAGAUUGACCAAACCAAACGUGGAUUCUGAUCCAGAAGAAGAUUCCUUUUAGAAUAGUAAAUUAAAACAAUGUAUUUAUAAAGAAGUGUUCCUCACAGGAUGUGAGCUAAGUACUAAACUUCUUUGAUACAUCAAUAUGGACCAGACCUCAUUUACACUGGAAUUUUUGUAACGCAUCAAGUCAGAUGGAUUUCACAUCAACAUUCCUAGCCUGGUUAUGAAAUAAUGUAGGAAUGACUAAUUUCCAGUUUGCUGGUUGAACUAAAGUAAAACUAUCUGAUGAACUUAUGUUGACCUGGAUUUUGUAAAAGGGAAAUACUCCCUGCUCAUUAUGCUUGUAACUGUCCUUUGAUUUUCUGGGUUAGUGUAAAGUAUCCGCUUCCAGCAGUCUGUGUCGUGUGAGGACAGGAAAAGCAAGUGUGCGUCUCCUUAUUAAAUCAGACUGAAGAAUCUGAGCCGGCAGCGGCAUGGUGGCACAGCCGAAGGGUUACUGCCUGACAGCGCCAGAGACUCGGGUUCUAUCCUAACGACAGGUGCAGUUUGUAUUCGUGGGUUUUCUCCGGGUGUUCCGGUUUCCCCCCCCCCCCCCCCCCCCCCACACUCCAAAGACGUACAAGUUUGUAGUUAAUUGGCUUCUGUAAAUUGUAAAUAGUGUAGGACGGGGUGAUUCCUGUCAGCGCAGACACAAUGGGCCAUGCUGUAUCUCUAAACUAAAUUAAACCGAAUUAAAAUCCUUGCCACAAUGCACAGUGGGGGUUAUUGAUCAACACAAAGUGCUGGAGUAAUUCAGCGGGUCAGGCAGCAUCUUUGGAGAUAAAUGAUAGGUCACUUUUCGGCUCGAGGCCCUUCUUCAGACUGAUUAUUGGACUUGUGGACAAAUGGGAGUUAGUAAAAGCUGGGGAAAUUAAUGAUGUGUUAAGAAAGGACAGCACAGUGGCGCAGCUGGUAGAGUUGCCGCCUCAGAAGCGCCAGUAUCCUGAGUUUGAUCCUGAUCUUAGGAGCUGUCGGUAUGUGGAGUUUGCACGUUUUCCCUGUGACCGUGUGGGUUUCCACCAGGUGCUCCAGUUUCCUCCCACAUCCCUAAGAUGUGCAAGUUUGUAGAUUAAUUGUCGCCUCUAAAUUCCCCCUGGUGGAUAGGGAGUGCAUGUGAAAGAGGGAUAACAUAGAAAUAGUGUGAAUGGGUGAUCGAUGAUCAGUGUGAACUCGGUUGGCGGAAGGGUCUGUUUACAUUCUGUAUCCUUCAAGCAAUCAAAAAUAUUUUCCGCUCACCCAGCCCCCUUCCCCCUCUCUGCCCCCUUCCCUCUCCUUUGCCCCAACUGGACUCCCACCUAUUUCUCCCCUCCACUCACCCAUACUCCCUCCUGCCAGUUGCCUCCUUCUGGCUUUACAAUCCGCAACUCUUCAAACCUGUCUCACUCUUUCCUCCCUUCCUUUCUUAUCUUUGGCCUUAUUCCAAGCAGUUGCCUAUCAAACCUCCCCCCUCCCUUGCCCUUGUCGACCUAUUACCUGCCACGCAUGUCUAGCCGCUCCCCUUUACCAGCUUUAUUCUCUCCCCACAAUCAGUGUGAAGAAGGGUCUCGACCCGCAACGUCACUUUCCAUGUUCUCCAGGGAUGCUGCAUGACCUGCUGAGUUACUCCAGCAUUUUGUGUGUUGUGUCCUUUAAAUUAUUUUUCAAGUUUUACUUGAAAGGCAGAUUUGCAUGGCAAGGGCAUCUUUGCAGAGAUUAUAUGUGCCUUGACACUAUUAGUUGCGGGUAGAGAGGAGCCUUGGUCUGCCAGUCAUAAGUUAUAGGAGCAGAAUUAGGCCAUUAGGCUCUUCAAGUCUACUCUGCCAUUCAUUCAUGGCUAAUCUUAGUUUCCCUUUCAACCCCAUUCUCCUGCCUUCACCCCAAUAACCCUCGACACUCAUAUUAAUCAAGAACCUGCAAUCUCUGCCUUAAAAAUAUUCAUCGACAUGGCCUCCACAGCCAUCUGUGGCACUGAACCUCACUGAUUCACCAUCUUCUGACUAAAGAAAGUUCACCACCUUCUGACUAAAGAGUCCAAUGCUGUACUCUGGGAUUAAGCUUUAUCCUGUUUUCCAUGAAGCCAGGCUAAUCACUAAGUGAAUUUGGUAAUGAAUCUGACUGAACCAUAAAGCACACAGAAGCCCCAAUCCGUAGGUACAUCUCCUACCUCCAUUGCACUAUCUAGUAUUGUAAAUAAGUAGGAUUGCUGGAAUGUUCAAUAUCAAAUUUUCUAAUAAUUAAUUAUCAAAAUGAUUUCCAAUAAAAAAUAAAAUGUGAAGAAAAAA